This is a messenger RNA of Corythoichthys intestinalis (scribbled pipefish), 5394 nucleotides long. RefSeq names its product palladin, cytoskeletal associated protein (gene palld). The record is from RefSeq and is a predicted model, not a curated record. The coding region runs from base 425 to 4504 and encodes 1359 amino acids. Lineage: Eukaryota; Metazoa; Chordata; Actinopteri; Syngnathiformes; Syngnathidae. The transcript has 21 exons.
ACAAAGCCCAGGGCCCACUACGGCCCUCGAGGACCGGUUUGCCCACCCCAGCCUUAGACUGACUCACCAAACCCCUGGGGUUCGGCUGAACCCAGGUUAAGAACCACUGAAAUUGGAGUACUUGUGAUUUCCUGAUCAGAUGCUCUGUAUCGGUGCCCAAUAAGGAUAUUUUUGAAGUAUUUCGUCACCAGAUUGGCUCCAAUCUGUCGUGUGGCUGUGAAACUUGAGCUGGGGGCAGCCAAAUUUAGCCCCCCCCCAAGCACACUCGCAGACAGCGCGAGCAGACUCAGCCUGGGACCGCAGAGGCGUAUUGGACCCCGAACCCUGAGGUAGUCUUGCUAGCUCCCUAACGGACCAAUAAGGAGCCAAACUGGAAGGACAAAACACAAGAAAAGGAAUUUUGGACCAGAAGCUCACUUGAAGGAUGCAGGACGGGAGUUGGAACCAGCCACUCCCCGCAAUCUCAGUGCUGCUCAAGGAUACGGCGGGAGGGGCCACCUCCCCCCUGGAGGGGGACGCCGCCGACAUGGACUUCGCCGAUCUCACCGCCUUCCUGAGCGCCGAUGAGAUCAACCGCAGCCUGGACUUAGCCUGGGAGGCCUUCGGGGACUCUGCGGAGGAUCGGCGUCCGGAUUCCGAACAGACGGCGGAUAGCGAAGCGAUCCGAGAAACCGAAGCUGUGGAUGAAGUCGACUCGGUCGACCGUUCCGACGCGCCUUCCCCGGAGAAGGCGGAGCGCCUCAAACCGGGUCCGCCGUUCUACAAGCAGGACAAACCUCGGCUUCUCCACGAAGGCUUGGAGCUGAACGACCGCGCGUCCUCGGCCACGGAGUUUUGCAGCCGCGCCGCUACCUUCAUCGAGGAGCUGUCUUCCAUCUUUAAAGGUUCCGCCCACCCGGAGCACCCGGUCGAGGAUGAUACUUCUUCUCCGGAUAGUGGAUAUUUGUCGCCUGGAAACCAGCGGCCGGCUGCGCCCGCCGUCACAGAAUUACCACGGCAAGCGGAUGCUUCGGAGGGGGCGCCGGCGACCGAGCCAGCCGUGUCGGGACCAGUUUUACCACCUUGCUUCACGCAGAAGCUGAAAAGUCAAGAGGUGGCGGAGGGCAGCCCCAUUCGUCUGGAAUGCCGAGUCAGCGGAAACCCGCCGCCACUUAUCAGGUGGUUCUGCGAAGGUCGCGAGCUUCACAACUCCCCUGACAUUCAAAUCUGUCGAGAUGGCGAACUUCACACGUUGGUGAUCGCCGAGGCUUUCGAGGACGACACGGGACGCUACACGUGCGUGGCCUCCAACAGCCUCGGGGCCGACAACACCUCGGCCGAGGUUUACAUCGAAGGAGCAUCAUCGUCAGACUCGGACGGGGAAGGCUCGCCUUCCAAGUUGCGAUCGGGAAGCAUGCCUCUACAGCAGAAGAAAAUGACUUCCAUGUCCCUGACGAUCCGCUCAGCGUCCCCUAAAACUCCGGAGGUGCUGCCUCAUCGCUCCACGCUGGUCCAGUCGCUAUCGCAACCUCCGCAGCGGACGCAGAGCCCGGUGUCGUCAGCGUUCAUCGGCGAGGGGUCGGGUCCGCCCGUUUUCACGAAAAUCUUGCAGGACGCUCAGGCAUCUGAGGGUCAGGUUGUGGUCCUGGAGUGCAGAGUACGCGGGGGGGCGCCUCUGCAGGUCCGAUGGUCCCGCCAGAACGAGGAGAUUUUGGACUCUCCUGAUUUUCGGAUUCUCCAGAAAAAGCCCCGAUCAGCAGCGGAGUCAGAGGAGAUCUGCACUCUGGUGAUUGCCGAGGCCUUUCCGGAAGACGGAGGCGUGUUCUGUUGCACCGCGUCCAACCCGUAUGGUUCGGUCAACAGCUCCGCCCAUCUGACUGUUACAGCGGGAGCCGAGGACUCCUCCUCCAAUAACGGCCCGUCUGGAGAUAGCUCGGCGCUGGAGGACCGAGCGUCCUUCCCCCCGCCGCCGCCACUGCCGCCCCCACCCACUGAGAUCAGCCUUCUGGAACUGCCUCCCAAGAUGCCGCCUCAGGAAGUGGAGCUGUGGCAUCCUGAGGCCGGAGAAAGCCACGACGAUACCAGCGGCAUGCCCAACGGCCGGGCCGUCUCUCCGCCGACGGAACCCGCGCCCCCUCCUGCGCCUCCUUCCCCGCCACCCCCACCUCCGCGGUCUGACCAGGUGCCGUCAGAGUCCCCUCCCACCCCUGGAAAGACGUCUCCAUCCCCCGGGAGGGAGGCCCCACCGCUUCCUACCAAGCCCAAACCAAAGCUUAACGCAGCCCAGCUGAAGCAGCUUCAGGAGCAGAUUCUACUGGAGCAGCAGGAAGCGGCCAUCUGGGAGCAGCAAAACCAGGAAGUCCCGCCCCCACCGCAAGAAGUCAACCCGUCCGCAUCUCCGUCUCCGCCCCUCCCUCCUCCGCCCUCGUUUCAAGAGUUGGAGAGUAGCGUCGCCAUGCAGGCCAGCACCUUUAACUACGCCCGGCCCAAGCAGUUCAUCGCCGCCCAGAGCCCCACCUCCGGCGGGGGUAUCAACUACACCCCCCACUCCUCGGGGUCCUCAGGCUCUAGCCUGUCGUCCCCCCUGUCCCCACCCACCUCGCACAAAUCCUUCGUCAAGACGGUGGCCGCGUCCCCUUUCUCCAAGGGCGCCGACUCGCCCGGCUCGCCCUCUUUCCCUCCACCACCGCCACCCUUCUUGGCCUCGGCCGACUUGCCUUCGCCAUCAGGGGGCGGCCAGGACUUCCCGCCGCCUCCUCCCCCGCCACCGCCCCCUCCACCGCCUCCCCUCCGCCCUACCUGCGCGUCCCCCGCCCUCUCGGACGCGUCCUCACCCUUCUCGUCCGUCCCGCCUUCCCCGGCUUCCAGCUUCCUGUCUUCGAUGUUGCCGGCCACGCCCACUGCGCCCACUGUCAACGCGCUGGGCCUCCCCAAAGGCAACGGCACUGUCAAAGCCUUCCCUAAGAAGUCUCCGGCCACUCGCACGCCCCGCCUGACCUCCGACUCGGAUAUCCAGGGCUCCAAAGACGCCGUCAUUCAAGACUUGGAGAGAAAGCUGCGCUUUAAAGAGGAACGUCUCAGCAACGGGCAGCAGAGGCUAACCUACGAGGAGAAGAUGGCCCGCAGGCUACUGGGCGCCGACAACGCCGCCACCGUUUUAAAGGCGCAAGACGCUCAAGAGGAGCCCGCCACGCAGGAGUACAAAGUGUCGAGCUUCGAGCAGCGCCUGAUCAGCGAGAUCGAGUACCGUCUGGAGCGCUCGCCCGUGGAGGAGUCGGACGACGACGUCCAGCACGAAGAUGAUGGCCCGACCGGUCGUGGGGCACCCCCCGUCUUCCACAGCAAGCUCAAACAUUAUAAAGUCUUUGAGGGCAUGCCCGUCACCUUCAGCUGCAAAGUGCACGGAGACCCCAAACCCAAGGUGUACUGGUUCAAAGACGGCAAGCAGAUCUCCAAGCGUAGCGAGCACUACCGCAUCGGCCGUGCCGCUGAUGGCACGUGCACGCUGCGCACGGCCGUCGCCUCCCUGGACGACGACGGCAACUACACCGUCAUGGCAGGGAACCCCGAGGGCCGAGUGAGCUGCACUGGACGGAUGAUGGUUCAGGCCGUCAACCAGCGAGGUCGUAGCCAACGCUCGACGUCGGGACACGCGCGCAGGCCGAGGUCACGAUCCCGAGACAGCGGCGACGAGAACGACAACAUCCAGGAGCGCCACUUCCGCCCGCACUUCCUGCAGGCGCCCGGCGACCUCAUCGUGCAGGAGGGACGACUGUGUCGAAUGGACUGCAAGGUGAGCGGUCUGCCGACGCCCGACUUGGUGUGGCAGCUGAACGGGCAGACGGUGCGGCCCGACUCGGCCCACAAGAUGUUGGUGCGCGAGAACGGCGUGCACUCGCUCAUCAUCGAACCGGUCAGCGCGCGCGACGCCGGCGUCUACACGUGCAUCGCCAGCAACCGCGCCGGACAGAACUCCUUUAACCUGGAGCUCAUCGUCGCAGCCAAAGAGCUACACAAGGCGCCGUCGUUCACGGAGAAGCUCCAGAACACGAGCGUGUCGGAGGGCCACCCCGUGCGUCUGGAGUGCCGCGUCAGCGGCGUCCCAUACCCGCAAAUCUUCUGGAAGCGUGAGAACGAGUCGCUUACUCACAACACUGACAGAAUCAGGUGGGUCGCACGCCGAUCGUCGUUCUGGCGCCGCUUACUGACUGGCGUUUCAUCCUAUUCCAGCAUGCACCAGGACAACCGCGGCUACCUGUGCAUGAUCAUCCAGCCGGCCUGCAAGGACGACGCCGGCUGGUACACCGUGUCUGCCAAAAACGACGCCGGCAUCGUGUCCACCACCGCGCGCCUCGACGUUCACGCGGCGUGGCAGCAGCCCAGCGCGUGGAAGCCCAAGACGCUGCGUCCUUCGAGCAGCCGCUACGCCGCCCUGACCGAGCGCGGCCUGGAUGUCAAGGCGGCUUUCUUCCCCGACUCCAGCCCCCUCCCUCCCGGAUCGCUGGUGGAAAGCGACGACCUGUAGGGGGUGUUAUUUCCCUCCUCCUUAAAGUGACUGGAAAGUGAAAGAUGUGAAGAAAUAGCGGAACGAGCGAGUCGUGUUUCGGUUCUGGUUGUGCAAAGACGGAUCGCUUUUGUCGUCUCUCUUAAGACGCCAACGCUUCUCGCUGUCACAAAUUAUCCAGUUUAUUUUUCUAUUGAAAAAAAAAAAAAGACUAUUUCCAUAACCGACAUUUUAAGUUAUAUCAUCAGUCUAUAUCACAACCACACGUUUUUUUUUUCUCUUUUUGCAUGUGAUCGGUAGACACUCGCGUGUGCCAAAGCAGCAUCAUCGUCAACUUCAUAUUAUUGUAGUAAUUCAUCAUCAAGCGUGUGCACGUGUCAUUUUACUUCAUCAACAUCGCAAAUAAAGACUCGUAUGAUGAGACGAAUGCUUUCUCUGUACAAAAACCAACACGUUGGAAGUUGUUGGAGCCAAUCCAUUUGAAGUGGGAGGGUUGGCGGCGAAUGAACAUUUUGUUUUGUUAACCCGGCACUUCGCAAAUAGUGGGGCGCAGAGCGAUGCCAGGGGUGGCGCGUGUGACCUCGGGGGAACAUGCUUUUUUUUUGCCGUACUAGAAUAAAGUGUAAUUGCACAUCCACUCUGUGGGUGGCAGUGCCGCUCUCAUUUUCAGCGUGUGCGCAGUAUUUUUGAACCAAACUAGCAUACAGCAAAGAGCACUGGAGAUAUGGAAAGCAUAGACAGGGAAAUAUGACUAAGUGUACAGUGCCUUGCAAAAGUAUUCGGCCCCCUUGAACCUUGCAACCUUUCGCCACAUUUCAGGCUUCAAACAUAAAGAUAUAAAAUUUUAAUUUUUUGUCAAGAAUCAGCAACAAGUGGGACACAAUCGUGAAGUGGAACAAAAUUUAUUGGAU